Molecule: messenger RNA, 2662 nt
Organism: Glossina fuscipes
Lineage: Eukaryota; Metazoa; Arthropoda; Insecta; Diptera; Glossinidae
Product: ATP-binding cassette sub-family G member 4
Exons: 7
Coding region: 377-2455 (692 amino acids)
Cellular component (GO): plasma membrane
Molecular function (GO): ATP hydrolysis activity; ATP binding; ABC-type transporter activity
Source: RefSeq, a predicted model, not a curated record
UUCUUUUUCUGUUAUUGUUUUAUUUAAGUUCUAAAGCCGCAGCGAGACGGUAUGGUUUGUUAAAUUCAUUUUACUCUUGAACAGUUUGAAUAGGAAUUAGUUGCGAUCGUAUUGUGAACGCGGGUAGUUAUAUAGUCUUUUUUUUUGAAUUUAACGCUUUCUGGUGUAAAAGGGUGACUAAUUUACAUGGAGUAAAAAAAAUAAAUAAAUAAAUAAAAGUGUACAAAUUUUUACUUAACUGCAGCGAAAAAGAAAACAAAGUUUUAUAAAAAUAUUUCAUUAAAAACAUAUUUUCCAUUGGAAAAUUUUUGUUGUUUCUUCGGUUUCGUAUUCUUAUGUGGCUGUGAAUUUGAAUUGAUUGAAGAAAAAUAUCAAAAUGGUAGAAAACGAUAAUAAGAAUCUUUUAAACGAUAACAGGCAUGGAAAUGCAAAAAUACAAAUCGUACCCGUUCAAACCAAAACCCUUCAGCAUUUACCGAAACGCCCGGCUGUCGAUCUCGCUUUUCAUGAUUUGACUUACCGUGUCAGGGAAGGCGGUCGCAACAAUGCCAAGACUAUACUCAAAGGCGUCAGUGGGCGCCUACGAUCAGGUGAGCUUACUGCCAUCAUGGGACCAUCAGGUGCGGGUAAAAGCACUUUACUUAAUAUACUGUCUGGUUACAAAACUACGAAUAUCGAGGGAGUUGUGACAAUGAAUGGUCAUGAGCGUAAUUUGAGCGCAUUUCGCAAAUUAUCCGCUUAUAUAAUGCAAGACAAUCAACUGCAUAGUAACUUAACCGUCCAAGAAGCCAUGACAGUGGCCACAAACUUAAAAUUAAGCAGAAAAUUCACUAAAGCACAAAAAAAUUCAAUGAUCGAUGAUAUCCUCCUUACUUUGAGUUUAAGCGAACAUCGAAAUACUUUAACGCGCAAUCUAUCCGGUGGUCAAAAGAAACGGCUCUCUAUUGCGUUAGAGUUGGUUAGCAAUCCCCCGAUUAUGUUUUUCGAUGAACCAACUUCGGGUUUGGACAGUUCAACUUGCUUUCAAUGUAUUAGUUUAUUAAAAAUGUUAGCUGAGGGUGGACGAACUAUUAUUUGCACUAUUCACCAGCCGUCAGCACGUCUUUUUGAAAAAUUCGAUCAACUUUACACUUUGGCCGAUGGUCAAUGCGUAUAUCAAGGCAGUACGCAACAGUUGGUACCAUUCUUAUCGACUUUGAAUUUAGAAUGCCCAAGCUAUCAUAAUCCGGCCAGUUAUAUUAUUGAAGUCGCUUGCGGUGAACAUGGCGAUCACAUCGAGCGUCUAGUACAAGCCAUAGAUAAUGGCAAAAAAGAUAUACGAACAGCAGCUGAUUAUGCUGGCAUAAAAGUACGCAACGAUAUAUUGCAAGUACAAAAUCUGAAGGCAAUUUUAGACAAGAAUGACGCAGCCAAUACUAUUUCGGGAAGAUAUGAUGAGAAUCUAACGUUUAAUAAUAGCAUUUUAAAAGGAAAUUUGGUUAAUGAUAUAGCGAAAGAGCCACCCGAACCGGUAAUUAGUACGAAUGAGAAAGGUGAUGCUAUGAUCGAAUUGGAGAAAAAUGAUAAUUGCAGUACAGCUUUACUAACCGCUGACAUAACCUCGCCCGAACGUUAUCCGACAUCGCAACUCCAUCAAUUUUUUGUCGUCUUAAAACGCACCUUAUUAUUCAAUUUUCGCGAUUGGACACUUAUGUAUUUACGUUUCUUUGCGCAUAUGUUGGUUGGUUUCUUGAUUGGUACUCUUUACUAUGACAUCGGUAAUGACGGCAGCAAAGUUCUAAGUAAUUUGGGCUUUUUAUUCUUUAACAUGCUGUUCUUGAUGUACACUUCAAUGACUGUAACGAUAUUAGCAUUUCCUCUUGAAUUGCCGAUUUUGCUAAAAGAGAACUUCAAUCGUUGGUACUCUUUGAAAUCAUAUUAUCUGGCCAUGUCUAUAGCCGACCUACCAUUUCAGACAAUUUUCUGUAUACUCUAUGUUUCGAUAGUCUAUUACACUACUUCUCAACCGCUGGAAUGGACGCGUUUUGCAAUGUUCUUAAGCACUUGUCUUUUAAUCGCGUUUGUAGCGCAAUCCGUUGGAUUGUUAGUAGGUGCUGCUAUGAAUGUACAAAACGGAGUAUUUUUGGCACCUGUAAUGUCGGUGCCUUUCUUAUUAUUCUCUGGCUUUUUCGUAUCAUUUGAUGCUAUACCCAAAUACCUUAGAUGGAUUACUUAUGUGUCGUAUAUACGUUACGGUUUCGAAGGCACCGCAUUGGCAACGUACGGUUAUAAUCGCGAGAAACUCAAAUGCUAUCAAACUUAUUGCCAUUUUAAAUCACCCACUACGACACUAGAGGAACUGGAUAUGCUUAACUCGGACUUUACCAUCGAUAUUGUAGCCUUAGUGGUUAUAUUUUUCAUCUUAAGAUGUGUAGCGUAUCUUUUCCUUAAAUGGAAAUUAAAAUCUGCUCGCUAAAUGUACUGCACAAGCCAGUACACAUUUAAGGAGCUUAGGGAGUUUAAGAAGUGUAACAUUCGCCUUGCCGUCAUUUUUUUUUUUUUUUAAUAUUAGAAAUAAAAUAGAUGUAUAACGUAUAAUUUAUUGGGGUUAUAGCAAAAAUAUGUAUAAAUUAACUGUAAAUUUAAACUGUGUGGUUUCAGUUUUUUUUUAUUUGAAUGUAAA